Molecule: messenger RNA, 1965 nt
Organism: Hyalella azteca
Lineage: Eukaryota; Metazoa; Arthropoda; Malacostraca; Amphipoda; Hyalellidae
Product: maternal protein pumilio
Exons: 8
Coding region: 118-1965 (615 amino acids)
Source: RefSeq, a predicted model, not a curated record
AGAGGGCCCCUGCCCUUGUUAGGAAAUUAGUGUACAGUUUCUCAGUAUCUAUCCAAGUAUAUUUAAGAAGUCAUUAGCAGUUCACAACUAAAUUCAAGAAAUUUCUCUUCCUUGUGAAUGGCCACCAGUCACGUUCCAUAUACACCCGUCUCAUCUCUACAGGGUGUAAUGGUGGGGCCCCACAUGCAGCAGCAGCAGCACCACCAGCAGCAGCAGCUCGCUGCGUUCUCCCAGGCUUCUAUGAUGCCAGUCUCGCAAGGAAACUCCGGCUUCCCGCCUCCCCCUGGUCUGGGGAAUGUUGUAGGAGCUUCUGAAGACGGCAAUCCCACCACUCACUUCCUCUCCCCCCUGCCUCAACAUAUGCUGCAUCAGCAGCACCUCGACCCAGCGCAUGAGGGCAUGCAGCAUGCCAUGGCUGGCAUGGGCCUUGACAUUAACAGUGUGAGUGGCGGGAUGCUGGUAGGUCCUGCGAUGCCAGGUCAAUAUUACUCGACCGCGUCCGGAGCUCUGGUAUCACAGCUACAGCAAGACCCCAACUCUGCAGCGGUGCAGCAGCAACAGGACCAGCAGCCUGACCAAACUCCCUUCGCGUCCGAGGCUGACCAAAAGUGGACUGCCAUUGGCCAGAGUGAUAACCCCGCGUUGUCGAUCACUCCUAUGAAGAACUUGUGGUGCGCUGGAGGAGAAGAGGGGAGCAAGGCGGACGGUGGCUCCUCAAGCAAGGCUGGCGCUGCUAACCACAUCUUCAACUCUGCUGCUGAGCAGACCUGGAGAAAUGCAGCCUGGAGCACCGACAGCAGCGGUCAUCCUGGCCAGCAACAUCAGCCGCAGCACCACUAUGAGCACGGGGUGGGCGGUGGUCUGGUGAUGGGUCGUCCUGGUGGUGGCGCUACAGGUGGGGGCGGUGGUGAGGUGCACUCCACCCGCCACGUCGUCACGGACGGCACGGGCGUCGUCAAGAUGGUCGAGCAGCUGCUGGGGUCCUCGCCUACCGGCACCAAGGAUAUCGACAGAAGCAUGGCUAACCUCUCUCUCCGUAAUGGUUCAAGUGAAGCCGGCAAGGAUAAGAAAGACAAGCCCGCCUCCCCGUACGACCCCAACAAGAAGGAUGUCGAGAACGGCAACCUUAGCGGACAACCCAACGGCAUCGUUCAGAACGGCCUUGAUGACGAUAAAGGCUUCAACCGUCAAGGCACGCCGUCAGAGGAAGACCUGAACAAGAACACCGGCGUGGCGGGUGGCGGUCCCGUGGGCCUCAUGCCCGGCGUCGUGGUGAAGGAUGAACUGGUGACUGGGGUCGCUGGUGGUGUGGUGAUGGGCGGGCCUACGACCCAGCAAAUGUUGGGUCACCUCGACCACACGGCUUUUGAUGGUGUGGGCGGCAUGGGGGGACACCACCAUCAUCAUCACCAUCACACUGGCAUGCUCGAUCCAUCGUCCAUGAGCGCUGCUAUGGGCGGCGUGAGCAUGGCCGGCAUGGGUGGCGUCAGUAUGGGCAUGCCUGGAACUAUUGGUGGCAUGGGUAUGGGCUCGAGCAUGGGGCAGGCUGGCGGGAUGAACAACGCAGCGGCGGUGUUGGGUGGCGUUGGUGGACUCGGUGGUGGGGUGGGCAUGGCGGGUGGUGGUUUCAACAACCCUGCCUCGGUCGCCGACUACACCAGCAUGGUGAACAACAUCUCCAUGGACUCGCCUUCUCUCCUGCAACAGCAGCAGCAGCAACAACAGCAGCAGCAACAGCAACAAGCUGCAGCAGCAGCCGUGCAGAACUUCGCAGCCGCGGCUGCAGCGGCCGCACAGCAACAGCAGCAGCAGCAACAACAGCAGCAGCAACAGCAACAAGCUGCAGCAGCAGCCGUGCAGAACUUCGCAGCCGCGGCUGCAGCGGCCGCACAGCAACAGCAGCAGCAGCAACAACAGCAGCAGAACGAUAACCAGGUGAGCGUCACAGGAAUUAUGGAUAAGUGA